AUGGCCUCCUACAAUCCCUCGAUGCCUCCCACGGCCCCUCGACCGGCCGUCUUUGGGGCCCCCGUCCCGGUCCAUGACCCAGCAGCUCCAGCGGGCACCUUUGCGCCCGGCACCAAGAUACAAGUGGGGAGCCAGAAGGUCAUCAUCCAGAAGUACUUCUCCGAGGGAGGCUUCGCCCAUGUCUACCUGGUCAAGAUGCCAAAGCCCAUUGAUGGCACUGACAUCGCCGUGUUGAAGCGGGUUGCCGUGCCCGACAAGGAGCAUCUGGCGAAUAUGCGCACCGAGGUAGAGACGAUGAAGAAGUUGAAAGGGCAUCGGCCGAUUGUGACUUACUACGACUCGCACGCGUCGCAGCUGAAGGGUGGGGGAUAUGAGGUCUUUUUGCUGAUGGAGUUCUGCAAUGGUGGCGGACUGAUUGAUUUCAUGAACACGCGGCUACAGAAUCGAUUGACGGAGCCGGAAAUCCUGAAGAUCUUCUCAGACGUGGCCGAAGGGGUGGCAUGCAUGCAUUACCUCAAGCCUCCGCUCCUCCAUCGAGAUCUGAAGGUUGAAAACGUCCUCAUAACCACUAGGGGAAACACGCGGCGGUUCAAGCUCUGCGAUUUUGGAUCAACCGCCCCUCCACGGCCCGCAGCAACAACUGCUGCCGAGUGCCGCCUGAUCGAAGACGAUGUGCAGAAGCACACCACGCUUCAAUACCGCAGUCCAGAAAUGAUCGAUGUGUAUCGAAAACAACCUAUUGAUGAGAAGUCGGAUAUAUGGGCGUUGGGUGUGCUUCUGUAUAAGCUGUGCUAUUACACUACCCCUUUCGAAGCGCAAGGGCAGCUUGCCAUUCUUAAUGCAAGCUUCAAAUUUCCGAGCUAUCCAGUCUUCUCUGAUAAAUUGAAGAAGCUCAUAGCGUAUAUGUUGAAAGAGAAUCCCGCGUCUCGCCCAAAUAUCUACCAAGUUCUACGUGAAGCUUGCUUGAUGCAGGGCAUUGAGGUCCCUAUCAAAGAUAUAUACUCCGGAAGGACACAAUCAGAAGCCAGACGCAAUCAACAGCUACCGAGGCCGGAACAGAUGCCCUCUCCCGUUGUUGGAGCAGUAUUUUCACCGCCACAACAACAACAACAGGUCAUCCCCGAGGUUGUGCCGAUGCGAAGGGGUAGACCGACUGCUGGGUCACAGGCUCAUGCGCCCAAGCCAAGUCCCUCUCCAAUGCGAGGCACUGCGAGUGACCCAUUCGCCGCUCUAGACGGAAAACCCCAACCUAUGCAAGUAGAUGAGCUUUCUAAUCGAUUUCCGAGCCUUGACCAAUUUUCUCUACUUCACGAUGGUGGAAAAUUCGAUUUUAAUUCAAGCCCACCGCCUCAUCGUCCUUCACAAGAUCUCGGUCAGCGAGUGACGGAGAAGCUGGCAGAUGAUGCCUUUGCAGCCUCGCGAUCCAAGACCCCUAUGGCCUCAACUGCGACCCCGUCUCCCGCUCCCGCUCCCACCCCCGCGGUUUCUCGUGCGCAGAAGAUAAUAUCGAGUAAUCCGGAGCUACAAUCCGUCACAUCUCCCCCAAGCGUGGUCUAUCAACCAACGCCUACUCGGGCUCCAAACAGUACAUAUGUAUCAACGGGAACCAUGACCUCGCCCACCCCUCCUGCGGUUUAUCGUCUCUCACCUGAUCAUCACAGAUCCGUCAGCUUGCCAAGACCUCAAGAAGCCGCUACCUCGAAAAAUCAGCAUCUACGUCCAGCUAGCCCGUCUCGCCAACCGGGCGCCCUCCAUCGGAAUCCGUCGUAUGGAUCACAAUCAGGCCACCCGCAACAUCCCUCGUCGUCGCGCCCAUCAUUAGAAGGUGGCAGGCCCACAAGCAUCGUUCUAGAGCCAGUAAUCAGGACGAAGUCGAGUAAUGCUCAGUCGCGACCAACGAGUGCUUAUCUUGAGUCGAAUAUCGAUUAUCUCCGUGAAAAAGAGUCACGCGGUAGAAAGUCAACAGAUAAGCGUCCAACAUGGCCUGUAGAAACAACCCUUCCGGAUCCGAACUCAGAUGAAGAUACCAAUAUUGAGUCAAAUGUCCAGUUUCUUCGCGCAAUGGAAGACCAGGAGACAUCCAAGAAAGACCUCAAGAAGGAAGCCAAGAAGGACAGGCGUCGUAGCAGCGGCGCGAACAACAAAUCCAAACGCUCAAGCAUGCCAUCUAUGUCAUUGUCAGGUACAAAAACUUUAUUGGCUGGGAAGUUUGGCGAUGCCUUCAAAAGAUUCGAAAAUAAUGCCAGUGCGCCACCUGGACCACGGACUCCAAGCCCGUUGCAAGAGAUGGAACGACGCGAUCUGACACCAAUCGCCGGCUCAGAAGCGACGGACGGGCGAAGCGACGACGGAAAUAUCGUCGACGAAGUGAACAUGACUCAAGAACAGCGUCGCGAACUCGAACGGCGACGUCUCUCCAUGGAAGAGAAGCGUGUCGCUGACGCUGCAGCUGAGUAUAGAAAACGGCUCGCGGAAAAUGGGUCUGGGCCUGCACCCAGAAGUAUCGGCGGUAUAUCACGUGCCGCAAGCAUUCAAAACAAGGUCAAGAACCUCCUCGAUGAGAGCUCACAACCUUCACCGGUUAAGAAGACGGCUGAAGGCUACGGGAGAUUUACCGAGAGCAUGUCGGCCCCGCAGCCCAGUCACCUUGAUCAAUACUCGAAUCCGUAUGCCAAACCCCACCACCCCCACCAUCCCCAUCUUCCUCAUCUUCCCCAUCUCCCCAACCUCCCUCGGAAGCCUCACGUCCAAGGGGGUCUUCCUCCAAGAUCUGUGCCAGCUCAUGGUGAGAUCAGUUACCAAAAACCGCGUACCCAACCGAUAACACCCCCGGCUACCAUAUCGAAGACGGGCGGCCCUCGACCGAGCGCACCCCCCAAGCCGAUGCACCUGAACAGCAUCAGCACCGGUCCUCAACACUCACCCCCUCAACCCGCGUUACCCGCCCGACCGAUACAAGCCCGGCCAGAUAUGACGCAGCAGGAGAAGGAAGACUAUAUUGUUGAUUUUAGCAGGCGAUUCCCCAGCCUUUCAGGAAUUGAGAUGGUGGAGAGAGAGAUCGAGAUGGAUAAUGGCAAACGGGAUGAUGGGAGGGCGAGAUCCAAGGUUGUCUAA
Molecule: messenger RNA, 3114 nt
Organism: Amorphotheca resinae ATCC 22711
Lineage: Eukaryota; Fungi; Ascomycota; Leotiomycetes; Helotiales; Amorphothecaceae
Exons: 3
Coding region: 1-3114 (1037 amino acids)
Biological process (GO): peptidyl-threonine phosphorylation; protein autophosphorylation; actin cortical patch assembly
Cellular component (GO): cytoplasm
Molecular function (GO): ATP binding; protein serine/threonine kinase activity
Source: RefSeq, a predicted model, not a curated record